GAAAAUGAGCCCAACGAAGCGAUAUUCGAAUGACGUCGACUGUGAGCUGGCAAAACGGAGCAUUUGGCUUGUAAAAGUGCCCAGAUAUUUGUCAGAGCUCUGGGAUGCCAACGAGGGAAAUGUUGUUGGAAAAUUGCAGAUUGGAGCGCAGGUCGAGCUUCACACCGCCAAAGGUCUCAUUCAUCCCAAACCAAAAGAGCCCACAGAGGGCUCAUCAUCUACAGUAACCCAACCAGAAGCCUCGGAAAUUCCAACAGAAUACUCAUUUAUUCUUCAUGACGUCAAAUCUCAAACAAUGAGCGUUUUAUCCGAAGAUAAGCAGGGACUCGGUGCAGAUGCUCCAAUCAAAACUGGAAAACUGGCAAUUGAGGGACGAAUUAUCAAAAAAGCGGAAUGUCGGCCACCGGCCACGUCGAAAUAUAUGAAAAUGAAGUUGGCACAUAUUGUGAAAAAUACUCAACCAAAGAAAACGGUUAAAAUGAUUGAAAAAGCGGCUGUGAAGUUUAAGCCCGUGUCUGUACAUGCUGAAGAUAUGAUUAAGAGCAAACAGAAGAAGGAUGGAGCUAAAACUUAUCGAGCUGAUAGAGAUGUGCUCCGUGGAGCUCUUUUCAAAGCUUUUGAGAAGCAUAGUUUUUAUAGACUUCAAGAUCUUCAGCAACUCCUUCAACAACCGGUCAGCUACGUCAAAGAAGUGCUCCAAGAGAUUGCCGUCUACAAUACUGCUCCACCGCACAAGUCUCUGUGGUGCCUGAAACCGGAAUACUGUAACUACAAAGUCAACGCACAAUCGGAAUAAUUCCAACUUUUUUUUGGACAUUAUUAUUAUUAUUUAUUUACUAUACAUCUCUUCUUUUUUAAAAACAUGAUGAACACUUGUGAAUAUUGGG
Messenger RNA from Caenorhabditis elegans, 887 nucleotides. It is a transcript of the gene gtf-2F2, whose product is annotated as General transcription factor IIF subunit 2. The transcript has 3 exons. Lineage: Eukaryota; Metazoa; Nematoda; Chromadorea; Rhabditida; Rhabditidae. The coding region runs from base 5 to 796 and encodes 263 amino acids. The record is from RefSeq and is marked reviewed.